AUGUCUAAAAAACAGAAGCACGCUCAAAAAUAACCCAAAAAAGUUCUUUCUCAAGACAUAAACGAGAGUGAUCAAACUCAUUACUUCGGUCUGCUUGGAGAUGAUUACAAUGUACCGCUAAUUUUCCAUUAUAUUAGAAUAAUGACAAUGUUAAAGUAGCCUAGAAAAUACUCGGAGAUUACAAAGCCCUGUUGGAGUAUCCCCCCAGUAAAUUUUGGGCCACUAUCUCCUACAACCUAAACCUCCAAAAUUCCUUAGACCUAUUUUUGAGAUAUGCACCAAGAAAACACUUUUUAAAGGAACCAUUACAUUUCACAGGAUAUUAUGGAGUACUAAUCAAAGAGAUUUUCAAAUGUGUCUUGGCAAUCUAUCUUCGAUUAAUUGAUUUACAAAAUGAAGACCCAAUUCUUUUUGAACAAAUUGGUGUCUAUGAUCUUGUCUACUAAAAAUGGAUCUUUGAUGUCAUGAAAUUGACUGAUAUUUGCACAAUAUACGCUGAUCAAAAUGAAAGUAAUAUUCAUUGUCCUAUAAAUGUAGAUGCUGUUAAGAAAAUAUGUUUUUUUGUUUUCUAUUACCAAGCAUAUUAGGAUGAUUACAAAUCUACCAUAGAAUCCUUUAUGAAAAAUGUCCUGGGGAAAAUCUACGAGGAAAUAUUCUAAAUAAAUAAUAAAUCAGCCAAUGAGAGCGAAAUCAUUAUUAGUGACGUUGAAUAAAAAAUGGAAUUACUCACCUUAACCUUAGAUUCCAUUGAGACACUUAUUAUUUGGGCAAAAUAUUUCCCAUAAAAACAAUAUCUUUUUAAACCAGAGGUCGUUUAAUGUUUAGAAUAAGUCUUUUAUGAAUUGAUUCUGGCUAAAGGGUAUAACAGAGGCACAACAUAAAUCUCAGGUGUUUGGAAACCUUAGUUUUUAUAAAAUUUACAUCACUUCCUUAAACUAGCUUUGUAAAGAGUUAUAGAUUUCUUUGUCAUUUAUAUGAAAUACCUGGAAGAGUUGAUUGUGACCAAACAGAUUAAGUAAUCCCAAGAACAUAUGAAUUAUUUGAUUUAGAAUUUCGGCAUUAUGAAAAGGAAAUUUAAAUCCAAAAAAGGAGGUUCAAAUCAAAAUAAAGAAUGGAUUCUAUUCGAAGCUCUUUAUGAAAAUGGGUUCAACAUGAUUGAAUUGCUAAUGAACACCCCUUGGAAUUAGAUUAAUCUACCUAAGGAGGAAAUUGAAGAGGUAACCCUUCUAAUGACAACAGUAAUGGAGGAGAGAGAGAGACUCAAGGGCAAAGCUAAUAAUAAUGAACCAGAGAAUUUGGAGGCUUUUGAAAACUUUGAUCCUGCGUAAUCUACUCUGCCCCUUGAUCUCAUAGAGGCCUAAGAGAAAUAGGAGGCUGAAGAACAAGAAUAAGACGUCUAGGAAGAAGAGGAUGAGCCAGUUCAAUCGGAAGAAAAAUUAGUUGAGAUAGUAUCAAAAAAGAAAUAAAAACUGACAUUUGAUUAACCAUUAAAGGAUAGGAUAGAAAUGGCUGAAAUAACAGCUAAGCUCUAUAAUGAUGAGCCUGAUGAUACAUAUGAUUAUCAAGAAGCCUUGCAAAGACCUGAGAAGGAAUACACUAGCAGUGAUAAUGAUGAGGAGGAUGACUAUGUUCCGAAUGAUCAUUUCAAUAGAUAUGCCAAACCUUUAAGGAAAUAAUAGGUUAAUCCAGGACAUAGCAUGAGUUAUCAGAAUUUAGAUAACAAUAAUGAUAAACAGAUAAAAAUUUUAAAAAAUCCAAAUAAGUAGUAACAAUAAAAUAGAUAAAAACAAAAUGAGGAAGGAUUCAGUGAUGAUGAGGAUCAAUUUAGAAGAGAUAAUGGAAGCAGAUACAAUAAUAAUAAUAAUAAUAAUAAUAAUAAUAAUAAUAAUAAUGACAAUCGUCCUUAUUUUGAAAAGCCUAUGAAAGUAUACGUUAAGGAUAAUAAUAAUUACCAGAAUAACAAUAGUGAGUAUCAGAGAAAAAACUACAACAACAAUAAUAAUUAACAAAGAUCAGAUUAUAGAAAUAAAAAUAAGAAUUAAGAAUAUUCAAGGAAUGAUGAUGAUUGUUAUAAAAGGGACGACUACGAUCGAGAGGACAGACCUUAGGGUAAUAACGAGUAGAAGAGGGUUCUUUAAAAGGAGAGAAAUAGGGAUGGUGGCUACGUUGGAACUAACAAACCAAAAGUUUAGUAGGAAUAUGAGGAGAAGCAAGAAACUCAAUAGGGUCAACAGACCAAUUAAAAGUAGAAUAAUAAUAAUAAACAACAACAAAACAAAAAGAAUUUAAACUCGAAAGCAACUCCGUAUGAUAUUUAUGUACCCAAAGAGGAAAGUGGAAAUAACGAAUACUAAGCUUAAGAAUAGAGGUAAGAGAAGAAACAACAGAGAGGUAAAAAGAGAUAUUGA
Paramecium octaurelia is the source of this 2408-nucleotide messenger RNA. The record is from the annotation of a GenBank genome assembly. Lineage: Eukaryota; Ciliophora; Oligohymenophorea; Peniculida; Parameciidae.